AUGAACAUUCAGUGCUUUGUGCCCUGGAAGGCGCAUGAGGCCAUUGCUUUCUGUCUCAUCGAUGCAUAUGAGUUCGGGGGACAACUUGCUGAGUCAACUACGAUUUGGCUUGGUGAUACCCUUGGCGCGGAGGCAUUGCCUCUUGUGCUGGGAGGGGGCCUAGCAAGCAGCGCCUGCUCACUGUGUUGUAGCACGAAAUGGCCAGGCGUGUUGGGGAUCUUGUUCCCAUCCUCUUCGUGGCAGGUUUCCGUGGUGAUGAGCAGCUUUGUCUGUGUCUCGGCAGUGUGCUUUCUCCAUUGCCAGGGCACUCUUGUUUUAUGGCGCGGAGAGAUGGGCAAGGGCAAUCUGAAAAGGAUCGUGGCGGCAGGUACCAUGAUGUACACUAACCUCACACUCAUGCCGGUCUUCGCGUAUGCUUGCACCUUCCACCCUCAGUUCAUUCUUUUCUUGCUCGCGGGCAAAGUGGGCUUUGCCACGGGAGGACUUCAGUUUCAAGAGGAGAUACGACGAGCAUGCGGUGACUUCAUCAAGAGAAGAAGAGACGCACCAGGUCGGCCUCAUCGGCCCCAACCCCAACCGCUUUCGCGGUCCGACACCCUUUGGCGUGAGUUCGAGCUUCUCACGGAAAGCGUAUGUGCUUUGCUCUUCAUUGACUCGCCGGCGCCCGCAAGCAAAGCAUUGGUUGCAAAUGCAUGCAGCCGGGUAACCGCCACGUUUGGUAUUGUCUGGCUGGUCUGGUGGCCAAACAGCUUCUUCGUGAUGCCUUGA
This is a messenger RNA of Symbiodinium natans, 768 nucleotides long. Lineage: Eukaryota; Dinophyceae; Suessiales; Symbiodiniaceae. The record is from the annotation of a GenBank genome assembly.